GCGCGGUGUUCCAACCUGACACAGACAGCCGCAACAACUCAACCUGUUGACGGGAGACGAGAGAGUGAGCCCCUUUCUCCGAAAACAACCCGAUAAACAACCCGAUAACGACGGCGGUGCCUUCACAACGGACGAACCCCUUCCUCACAGCCCGAGUGCUCCUUCCCCGACGCCCUCGAAUGCAAGAAUCCCAGCAGCCUCAAGGCCAGCUUCCGUUCGCCGACGAAAAGAUGGACGACAUCAAAAGAUACCCGACGCCAACCAGGGGCCGGUCCCUUUCCACCACCCGACGGAGUCGCUCGUGUAUCACCAUGGCCAUCGUCGGAGCCUGCUUCUUCAUGUUCCUCGUCCACAUCCGCCCCCUGGGGAGCGUCCAGGUGCCCGUGCAGACAAGCCCGACAGCACCCGCACCCACGACUCCGAACCCUCCAGCAAAGGCCGCCAACCUGGUGCAGCUCGAGGCCCAUAUCAUGAGCAAAUGCCCAGACGCGAGGGACUGCCUGAAGCAGAUGGUGCUCCCAGUCAUGGAAAGGGCCUACGACAAGGUCAACUUCACCCUGUCCUUUAUUGGAACUCCUGACGGCGACAGUGGCGUCGCCUGCAAACAUGGCCCGGCCGAAUGCAUGGGCAACAUCCUCGAGCUCUGCGCCGCCGAGCUCUACCCGGACCCCAAGACCUACCUCGGCUUCACCAUGUGCAUCUCAAACGACUACCGCAAUAUCCCCAAGAAGGAACUCGUUGAGGAGUGCGCCCUAGAGCACGCUCUCGAUCUCAAGGCCCUCAACGACUGUGCGACCAAAGACAACGGCGCUUACGGCACUGAUAUGCUCAGGGAGAGUGUUCAAAGAACUGAAAAGGCCGGCGUGACCCUGAGCUGCACCGUGAGGCUUGCGGACGAGGUUUGGUGCAUCCGCGACGGAGGGGAAUGGGUCGAGUGCCCGCAGGGCCCGGGGGUCAACGAACUGGUGGCGGCUAUUGAGAAGAAGUACCAGUCCUCUUGAGGGGCUCGUAGACCUCGGUCCACAGCUCGCUCGCCUCGCCGAGCGUGUAGCUCAGCGGCACCGAAUCCAUACCCGCGUCCUCCCCG
This is a messenger RNA of Gaeumannomyces tritici R3-111a-1, 1087 nucleotides long. RefSeq lists its product as hypothetical. Bases 180 to 1001 code for a protein of 273 amino acids. The record is from RefSeq and is a predicted model, not a curated record. The transcript is spliced from 5 exons. Gene Ontology annotation, molecular function: oxidoreductase activity, acting on a sulfur group of donors, disulfide as acceptor. Lineage: Eukaryota; Fungi; Ascomycota; Sordariomycetes; Magnaporthales; Magnaporthaceae.